Molecule: messenger RNA, 1315 nt
Organism: Cyprinus carpio (common carp)
Lineage: Eukaryota; Metazoa; Chordata; Actinopteri; Cypriniformes; Cyprinidae
Gene: mmachc
Product: metabolism of cobalamin associated C
Biological process (GO): cobalamin metabolic process
Cellular component (GO): cytoplasm
Molecular function (GO): demethylase activity; FAD binding; cyanocobalamin reductase (cyanide-eliminating) (NADP+) activity
Source: RefSeq, a predicted model, not a curated record
AGAGCUGGACCAGUGUGACAACAAGCUGAGGCCAUUGACAACACAACAGCCUUUUGCCCGAGCAGGCACUUGAACCCUCAAUUAAUUAUCCUCACUUCAUUGAUAAUUUUGCAUGCAUUUAGAGCUGCGCUUCACCCUCCGCUCCGGCGCGCGGCGGAAAUGCGUCACAAAACCCCAGCCAGCGCGAUUCGAAGCAGCAGCAGCAGCAUGGCGACCUCCGCUGAGUGUGUGGAGGAGCUCAUACGACCUUUCCGUCGGCUGGUACAAUGCAGUGGUGUCUCGUGCUCAUCACCUGUCACCCCCAGCAGACACGCUGGCUCUGGUGCUCGUGAGCACACCGUCUAUGUUUGAGCGCUGCUUCCUCCCCUUCUUACAGAGCCAGCGCUGCGCGGCUGUCAGAGACCCCAUCGAUCAGUGCACCGCUCACACCGUCUCUUCUUCUGUCUCUCUGUGUUUUCCUAAUCAGUCUGUGGAUGUCAGUUAUGAUUAUGAGAUGCUGCCCAGCAGGAGACCCAAGUUUCUGGCCCAGACGGCGGCCCACGUAUCAGGAGCAGCAUAUUACUACCAGAAAUCAGACAUCCUCAGUCCUCCGUGGGGUGAUAAGAAGAUGUUUGGAGUUUGCAUACACCCCAGGCUGGGUGGCUGGUUUGCUAUACGAGCCCUGCUGCUCUUUAAGGAUGUGCAAGUGGGAGACGAGCUUCAGCAGAAAGAUCCUCCAGACUGUGUGUGUUCACAGGAGGACAGGAUCGAACUGCUGGAGCGCUUUAACUUCCGCUGGCAAGACUGGAGCUACCGAGACAUCGUUCCCACAGAGGAGAGCUACUCUCCUCAACAGAGGGAGUAUUUCCUGACUGCUCCAGGACAGCGGGGGGCGCUGCUCAGACAGUGGGGAUAUCUCGCUGACGCUGACACUGAGAAGCAGAGCUCCACAAACAAACGUUUUACCAAAGAUGUGCCCUGUUGACUCAUUCUGACUGACAUAAACUGUGAACAUCUUUCACAUUCUGCUCAGGUCUCGCUGUAACUGAUGUGUCACUACUGUAUAUACAUAAUUCAUUUUAAUUUAAUAAAAGAAAGGUAAUGAGGGGCACGUACUCUAUCAUGGAAAAGUACACCCUGCAGCUUUCAAGGGCCCUUGACAUCCCUCUUUUCAUUAUUUUAAUUAUUUUAUUAAUUUAUUGUCUGAUUUUCAGAUUUUUGAACAAAAACACUCAUACAUUUACAACAUACGUCAAAAUAGUUCAUAAUAGAGUUCCUUGAUCAGAAACACUUGGUUUUGAUGCUAAUCCUCAGUAAACGCUCAACAUAUUUCUUU